AUGGGAGUCCUUAUCAACCUCCGCGGUCGAAGCCUCUACUGGUUGAUGAAGUUCAUCUGCGGAACUUCCUUCAUGAUGUAUGGGUACGAUGCUGGUGUACUCGGCGGUGUAGUCUUGCACAAGCCGUUCCUGGAUGCAAUCGGUAAUCCCACUGGGGAAUGGGUCAUACCGUGGAUUUCCAGCUCCUACUCGCUGUCGGCGUGUAUCACCUGCCUGAUCGUGGCCACCUUUGCCUUCAAAAUCGGCCGGAGAGGGACUAUUCUUUUGGGUAAUGCCGCCGCCGUCGUGGGGUCCAUCAUCCAAGCGACUGCCAACUCUGUGGCACAGCUUACCGUUGGCCGCAUCAUUACUGGCUUCGCUAUCGGCUGUAUCUCCAGUGCUGUGCCCACCUACUUGGCAGAGACGGGUGUCGAAAUAGGGGACCGUGGUCCAGCCAAUGCAUUCAAUGCCAUAAUGCUUAUUAGCGGUGUCCCAAUAGCCUACUGGAUAGACUACGGCUGCAUCAAGUCCAACGGCCAGUGGAGCUGGAGAGUCCCCAUUGCUUUUCAAUGUAUUUUUGCGCUCAUUGCGGGAGUGUGCAUGCUCUUCCUCCCAGACACGCCGAGAUACUACUAUGCGAAGAACCGGCACGCGGAGGGCGACGACGCUCUGGAGCGGUUGAACGAUGCGCCCAUCGACUCGGAACAAGUGCAGAGGAUUAAGCGCGAGAUCCUCAUCGCCAUCGAAGCAGAAGAGGAGGCAAAGUCGAGUCUACACUGGAAGGCCUUUACGACGAGCGGCAUCAUCGACCACACGCCCAUGAAGAUCAUCCGACGGCUAUGUAUCUGCUUCUGGCUUCCGAUGAUCAGAGAGUGGAUGGGCUCUUCAUUGCUUGCCUAUUGGAGCUCUGUCAUCCUCAGCCGAGUUGGAGCCGCGCCUUCCCUGGUCAGCCUGCUCGCGGGUAUCCUCAACAUCUGCUUCGCGCUGGGCUGUGUGCCGCUGUACUUCACGAUCGAGAGGGUCGGACGGCGAUCAGUUCUCCUGUACGGGGCUUGCGUCAUGUCGGCCCUGAUGCUCAUCUUCACAGUCCUCCAAGCCGUGCCCUCCACGAAAUCCAUUCAAUGGGCAGGUAUCGGCAUCAUCUUCGCCUUCCUGUUCGUGUUUGGGUACGCCUGGCAAGGGUGCGUGUGGCUGUACUGCUCCGAGAUCGCGCCGCUCGAGUACCGACACAUUGGCGGCGCCUUCACGGGCUUCGGCGAGUGGCUGAUGACCUUCAUCACGGUCUUCGCGGGCCCCAUCGGCCUGACCAACGUCGGCUGGAAGUUCUGGUUGUGGGUGUUGAGUGGCAACCUCGUGGCCGUCGCCUUUGUCUUCUUCCUCUGUCCCGAGACGGGAGGCAAGACCCUCGAGCAGGUCGACUUCUUGUUCUCCAAGAGUGCCUUUGUCGCUGGCAUGAAGAAGGCCGAGCAGGAUCUGGAGGAGGAUGACGGGGAGGAGGGCAGCAAUGAGCGCUGGAUCGAGCUCCAGGGAAAAUCCGCAGAGCAGCAUGUCGAGGUCAAGGGGUAG
Messenger RNA from Fonsecaea multimorphosa CBS 102226, 1545 nucleotides. RefSeq lists its product as uncharacterized. Gene Ontology annotation, cellular component: membrane. The coding region runs from base 1 to 1545 and encodes 514 amino acids. The transcript has 3 exons. Gene Ontology annotation, biological process: carbohydrate transport; transmembrane transport. The record is from RefSeq and is a predicted model, not a curated record. NCBI's taxonomy places the organism in Eukaryota, Fungi, Ascomycota, Eurotiomycetes, Chaetothyriales, Herpotrichiellaceae. Gene Ontology annotation, molecular function: carbohydrate:proton symporter activity.